CAGACGAAAAAAUGGCAAAAAAGAAAGCAUUCACUCCUCUUUUCUAUCUUGCAUCUAUAGUAUUUUUGCCCUGGUGGAUUUCUUUCUCAGUUAAUAAAUGUCUGGAAUCUUGGGUUACUAAUUGGUGGAAUACUGGGCAAUCCCAAAUUGUCUUGAAUAAUAUUCAAGAAAAGAGUCUUCUAGAAAAAUUCAGAGAAUUAGAGGAACUCCUCUUCUUGGACGAAAUGAUCAAGGAAUACUCGGAAACACAUCUCGAAGAGUUUGGGAUAGGAAUCCAUAAAGAAACGAUCCAAUUAAUCACGAUACAAAAUGAGAAUCGUAUGGAUACGAUUUUGCACUUCUCAACAAAUAUCAUCUGGUUUGGUAUUCUAAGCGGGUAUUCAAUUUUGGGUAAGGAAAAACUUGUUAUUCUUAACUCUUGGGCUCAGGAAUUCCUAUAUAACUUAAGUGACACAGCAAAAGCUUUGUGUCUUCUUCUAGUAACUGAGUUUUUUCUCGGAUAUCAUUCACCCCCAGGUUGGGAAUUCGCUAUACGCUCUAUCUAUAACGAGGUUGGAGUUGUUGCGAAUGAGCAAACUAUAACUAUUCUUGUUUGCAUCCUUCCAGUAAUUUUUGAUACAUGUUUUAAAUAUUGGCUUUUCCGUUAUUUAACUAGUCUGUCUCCGUCAAUUUUACUGAUUUAUGAUUCAAUAACUGAAUGA
Molecule: messenger RNA, 701 nt
Organism: Solanum verrucosum
Lineage: Eukaryota; Viridiplantae; Streptophyta; Magnoliopsida; Solanales; Solanaceae
Product: chloroplast envelope membrane protein
Exons: 1
Coding region: 12-701 (229 amino acids)
Cellular component (GO): membrane
Source: RefSeq, a predicted model, not a curated record